Molecule: messenger RNA, 1878 nt
Organism: Trypanosoma theileri
Lineage: Eukaryota; Euglenozoa; Kinetoplastea; Trypanosomatida; Trypanosomatidae
Exons: 1
Coding region: 1-1878 (625 amino acids)
Source: RefSeq, a predicted model, not a curated record
AUGUCUCUUCUCCAAAUGGAUAUAAAUAUACAACUGUUAGGGGCAUGUGAAGAUGUUGGAAAUGUACUCAUUUCUGAGGAUCUGCACAGCAUUGAAUUUGUUCUUCACAACAGUAAGAACUCAAUGAUGUGGCCGCAGCCCGCAGCAGUCCCUUCUGUAGCCGAAACUGAAAAUAAUAAUAAUAAUAAUAAUAAUAAUAAUAAUAAUAAUAAUAAUAAUAGUGAUAGUGAUGUGGUAUUUGGUGAACCCCCAACUCUAGUUGAGCGGGCGAUUGGACCAUCUCUCUUCUUUUAUGCCCCUCUUGGGGGUCGAAUCUCAAAAGAGUGCCGAACACUCCUUCGACGUGGACUCAUUCGUCUCUUCACACAUCAGUUGUUAUUACUACUCUCACACAGUAAAGUAAAUGCGUCAACAGAAACACAGAGUAGGGAUCCUACCAAGGAUAAUAAUAGUAGUAGUAGUAGUAUUAGUAUGAGUGAUUCCUUUGUUUUUCUUGAAAGAUCUUCCAAUAGUGGAAAAGCGGAAAUAGCAAAUGUACAUUGGACACCGCAGAUGUUGAAGUUUCUUCUUCAUUGUAUGUCUCCUGAUAUACUUCAGUUUACAGCCCGUCUUCCACAAUCAAUGACUUUAAUUCCAUUUGUAAAAGAUAUGAAAUCUUUAUUUAAAUCUGAAAAGGUACUCGAUACUCUUAAAGGUAUUCAUACAGAAAAGACAUAUCAACUUCUUUUUACUUUUAAACGAAUGGAAAUAGUUCGACAAAGUUUACAUGAUGAACAUACAGCAGAUCGCCUGGCAUCUAUACUUUUUAAUUCUUAUUUAAAGCCGGCAGAGGCGAUGAGAGACGCCGGUGGUGAAUCCCUUCAACCUCCCUUAUCACAACUCUGUGAUGCGGUGGACUGUUAUCAACGUGCACUGCUGUUGGCACAACGUGGACUUCUCUAUCCAUACAAUCAUGCACUUCGACCACCGCCGUCAUUAGAAGAUCGUAUUACUAGUGAUCUGGCAAAUCAUAAUAGUAGUAAUAAUAAUGAUAAUGAUAAUGAUGAUAUAGAUGAUGAAUAUAUGCCACUUUCAGAAGAAGGUGGAGUUGAUACCAUUCAUGAUAUCACACCAGGGAAUCGUCAUUUAAAUGUUCUCCUGCGAUUACAGAAUAGUCGUGUUAGCCGUAAUAGUAGUACUACUAGUAGCAGUAUUAAUAAUAAUAAUAAUACUAAUAAUAAUAAUAGUACUAAUAGUAGUACUAAUAAUAAUAGUAUUGAUGGAAUGGAGGAGAUAAAUGCUUUAUAUGAGGAUCCUUUACUAGCAAGUGGACGUGUUGUAUUUCCCUAUGCACAUGUAUUAAUGCAUGUAUGGUAUUCACUUCACCGACAGUUAAUCAUUGCUGCUGCCAACGCAGCCCAAACACUUCUCAUGAUGAUAUCAACAACAAAACCAACCGUUCAUAAUAAUAAUGAAUCUCGCCAAAAAGUAUUUAUGGGAAAAGAAUUGCAGCAACGACAACUUCGAGCUGCCCGCUGGUGUGGACGAGUAUUACCUUUAUUACAACGUUUACGUAAAUGGUGGAAUGACUCACAUGAAGACUCCGAUGCCCACAGAAGAGAAUGGCUGUGGUUGCAGUCUAUGCAAUUUAAAGUACUUCUUCGUCGGGCUAAACUAUUACGUCUGGCGGGAUCUCUUGAGGAGAGUCAGCGGUCUCUAGAGGAGGCGGAGCAGCAAUUUCACACACAAUCUUCACCAAUGCAUGUGCCUUUGUGUUUUCACGGCUGUGAUGAAAUGCGGGAGGCACUCUUGCGGGAUGUGAAGACACAACUCACAUUGGAGAAAACGGCUCUUCGUGAUGAAUGGAAACAAGGGGGUGGACUAGUUUUACGUUUGUAA